Molecule: messenger RNA, 1853 nt
Organism: Prunus dulcis (almond)
Lineage: Eukaryota; Viridiplantae; Streptophyta; Magnoliopsida; Rosales; Rosaceae
Product: dynamin-related protein 4C-like
Exons: 2
Coding region: 1-1677 (558 amino acids)
Cellular component (GO): membrane; microtubule; cytoplasm
Molecular function (GO): GTP binding; GTPase activity; microtubule binding
Source: RefSeq, a predicted model, not a curated record
AUGGCCACGGGCAGAGUUGAGCACACCGAUGAGGACAACAUUUCUGAGGACAUUGUGAAUGCCACCAAUCUGAUUGCUGGGGACAGCAAGGGAAUUUCAGCCACCCCAUUGACCUUGUUGGUGAAGAAGAAUGGUGUGCCUGAUUUGACCAUGGUUGACCUCCCUGGAAUCACUAGGGUUCCAGUUCGUGGCCAGCCUGAGAAUAUCUAUGAUCAAAUCAAAGAUAUAAUCAUGAAGUACAUAAAGCCCGAAGAGAGCAUCAUUUUGAAUGUGUUAUCUGCUUCUGCUGAUUUUAGCACAUGUGAGUCAAUUAGUAUGUCGCGGAGUGUGGAUAAAACCGGUGAGAGGACUCUGGCUGUGGUUACAAAGGUUGAUAUGGCACCAGAGGGACUGCUGGAGAAGGUUACAGCUGAUGAUGUGCAUAUUGGUCUUGGCUAUGUCUGCGUAAGGAACCGGAUUCGAGAUGAAACGUAUGAGGAGGCGAGGACUAUUGAGGAUCGAUUAUUUGAAACUGAUCCUUUUCUUUCAAAGAUUGACAAGUCUGUGGUUGGAAUUCAGGUUUUGGCUGACAAGUUGGUCCAAAUUCAAGCUGCUAGCAUAGCUAGAAACUUGCCUGAUAUUGUAAAGAAGAUCAAUGACAAGCUGAAUUCUUACCUUUCAGAGCUCAACAAAAUGCCGAAAAAGCUGUCAUCUGUUGCUGAGGCCAUGACUGCUGUUAUGCAGAUCAUUGGAACAUCCAAAGAAUCACUUAAGAAAAUUCUUGUGAGGGGAGAAUUUGAUGAGUUCCCGGAUGACAAACACAUGCAUUGCAAGGCUAGGCUUGUUGAGAUGCUCAAUAAGUGCUCAGAUCAGCUUCACGAGUGCAAUGUGAGUGACCCCAAAAGUAAUUUCUUACUGGAGGAGAUUGCGAUUUUGGAGGAGGCCAAAGGUAUCAACCUUCCCAAUUUUGUUCCGCGCAAUGCUUUUCUUAUAGUUUUGCAGGGUAAAGUUAAGGGGAUUUCGAGCAUACCUAUUGGGUUUGUUGAGCAGGUUUGGAGUUAUAUUGAGGAUGUGGUUUUGUCUGUGUUAAGGAGAAAUACAGAAAACUAUUACCAUGUUCAAUUGUCUGCCAGAAGAGCAGGCCAUAAUCUUAUUGAAAAGAUGAAAGAAAGGUCGAUCAAUUGGAUGACGGAGAUAGUGGAAAUGGAGAAACUAACUGAUUAUACAUGUAAUCCGGAAUAUCUAUCCGAAUGGCAUAGGCUCAUGACUGAACAAGAAACAUUCAUCCAAAAGGUCUUGCGUGACGCUGAGAUAAACAUAAAUGUAAAGGGAAUUGGGAUGGUUGAAGUUGGAGGUCUAAGGAAGUACACACAUGUCCUGUUGUCUCAAGCUUUCGACUUGAAAAUGCGGAUGACUGCGUAUUGGAAUAUUGUGCUGAGAAGGUUGAUUGAUAUCAUGGGUUUGCAUUUGCAGCUGAGUGUUUCAAACCUUGUGAACAAGGACCUGGAGAUGAAGAUUAUGAAUGAGCUACUGGGACCUAACCAUGGUGCUGGGAUUGAGAGGAUGCUGGAGGAACCUCCAUCAAUGGCAGUGAAGCGCCAGAAGCUCAUCAAGAGCAUCAAAAAGCUCAAGGAGUCUAAAGAGGUUGUGUGUAAGAUCAUGGACGACAGGUUUACUUACGCCGAUUACCUUUUGUGAUAGAUAACUAAGGAGUCCAGUUAAAUUAUGGUAUGUUUCGUGUGAAAGAAGGCAUUUUGCCAAUGAUGUGUGGUUGAUCUGUUUGUACUUAAUUAUGGAUCUGCAUUUUGUUUAUCAUGUACCUGGUUGGUUGAUGUUCUUGUGUGACUUAAUUAUAAGCACAUUCUGUUUUUGUC